This is a messenger RNA of Lactuca sativa (garden lettuce), 342 nucleotides long. NCBI's taxonomy places the organism in Eukaryota, Viridiplantae, Streptophyta, Magnoliopsida, Asterales, Asteraceae. The record is from RefSeq and is a predicted model, not a curated record.
AUGAAUCGUGGAUCCAUUGCCGCUGCUAGAUUCGUGGAUGGAUCACAAGAGUUCGAUGAUGAAGAGACUAUGGAGAUUGCAGAGAUUGUAGUUGAGUAUGACAAGUACUCGAGGUAUCUUAAAAAGAUUUCUCAACUUCCAAUCACGAUUAUAAGAAAGAAUAAAGAGGAUGGAUCAAAAGAAGGAGAAGGAGAGAUUUGUGUGGUUUGUCAAGAAGAAUACGAAGUGGGUCAAACGAUCGGAACAGUCAAAUGCGGACAUGUGUAUCAUGAAAAAUGCAUCAAGAAAUGGUUGGUGCAGAAAAACUUGUGUCCAAUCUGCAGGUCCACAGCCUUUUCAUGA